This is a messenger RNA of Planococcus citri (citrus mealybug), 4273 nucleotides long. It is a transcript of the gene anchor, whose product is annotated as integral membrane protein GPR155 homolog anchor. Lineage: Eukaryota; Metazoa; Arthropoda; Insecta; Hemiptera; Pseudococcidae. The transcript has 16 exons. Gene Ontology annotation, cellular component: membrane. Gene Ontology annotation, biological process: intracellular signal transduction; transmembrane transport; negative regulation of BMP signaling pathway. The record is from RefSeq and is a predicted model, not a curated record. The coding region runs from base 563 to 2911 and encodes 782 amino acids.
UCUACGUUUUCUACUCUACUAAAAAUUCCUCAUAAUUUCGGAAGUAAUAAUUUAUUCAAAACACGUUUAUUGCGUUCAAUUUCCUCCUUUUUGUCUAUUCCUGUAUUCUACACUAUUACGUUGAAUAUAGGGAAAAACCCCUGACACCGAAUUGAAUCAUUUAUAGAAACCAAUUACCCAACCAUUCCUUCCCUCCACCGUCCUAAAACCGCAUUUAAAAUUACCAUUUCCUAUUCCUACUGCAAGCUAGAAUACAAGUCUUAAAUAUUUUCCAUUGAUUCGGAGUGGUGGAAAUUUCGCGCAGCUACAAUCAGCGCAUACUUUACUUUCAUCAGCCCGAGAGCAACGGUGACUGGGUCCAAUUUGCGGAAUAAUGAACGGCGAUGAUGAUGUCACAAAUCGAGAAUGAAUUAUCACUUUUAUUAUUAUAAAGUUCACGACGAUAUGUGCGAGCAGCUUGGUGUAGUAUUCCUUAGAUGAGAUGCCGCGCAGGGCUUUUAAAGCAGGAUCAAAUUGUCCUUGAAAUUACAGCUUUUCGAGUCGUAUUAUUCACGCUACAAGUAUGGCUGGAAUAUCGAACAGUGUUGAUUUAACUAAAGAUGAUACGAAUCUAGAUAAUUUAUAUAUUGCUUUAACGCAAUGUUUCGCCGUAAUAAUAUGUGGGUAUUUGGCUGGUCGAACCCACAUGAUCACCCAAAGGGAGACAUCAGGGUUGAACACAUUCGUCGGAAAAUUCUCUCUACCUUCUUUAAUAUUCAUCUCGCUAUGCCAGAUUGAUCUUUCUUCAGUAAACUGGAUGUUCAUCUUCGCUAUAUUCGUAUCGAAAACGAUAAUAUUUUUCAUUGUACUUAUUAUUACGGUGGUGGUUACCAGGCCAACAAAUACAGCUCGAGCUGGUCUAUUAGCUAUAUUUUGUACCCAAACUAAUGAUUUCGCUAUUGGAGUUCCUAUUGUUCAAGCUUUGUAUAAUUCAACCCAUCCCGAUUAUGUCGCUUAUUUAUACCUACUGGCUCCGAUCUCGUUAACGAUUCUGAAUCCGUUUGGAUUCGUUAUGAUGGAAAUCGGUAAACAACCAGCGGUCUCGCCGAAUUCUCAAAACGCCAUUGAGAAUACAAGAUGGCAAAUGAUACGAAACGUGAUUCGUAACAUCAUCAGUAAUCCUAUCGUCUUCAUGACUGCUUUGGGUAUCAUCGGUAAUCAGAUAUUCAAUCAUCAACCUCCAGUUGUGCUGAAAAGUGUCUUAGAUGUGUUCGGUUCAGCUUUCACUGGUACUGCUCUGAUGCUGUUGGGUUUAAGAAUGGUCGGACGUGUCCAUACUCUUCAAGGCACCGCUCUACUUACUCCUUCGUUGUUGAUAAUCACCAAAUUGUUAUUAACGCCCUUGGUUAUGAGAGAAAUAGUUGCGUUAUGUUUGAGCAAAGGCACGGUCGAAGAAGAUAACCUAGAUUUGGCGACGUUUGCUUUUCUUUACGGUACAUUACCGUCAGCUCCGGGAGUAUUCGUGUACGCGAAUGCCUACGGUUUGGAUAUAGAUUUGGUGGCAGCAUCUAUGGUAUCUUGUACCUUUUUAUCAGCUCCUUUGAUGUUCGUAUCAGCUAAAAUGAUCGCAGCAGCUUCGAUGAAUCCGGACGACUACAACAGGCUUUUAGAAGCUUUCGAAUUCGACAUCAGUUUACUUAGUUUAAUAGGAGGGUUGGUCGUAUUUAUGGUAUUCGUAACCAAACGAAGAUUCCGAUUCCCUCAUAGAUUAACGUUUUUCUUAAUCGCCGCACAAAUCGUAGGAUGUGUUAGUUCCGUACUGCAAUUCUACGGGCUGGUUUCUGUUCCCAAACUGUUGGGUAUUGCGAGCGAUAUGUGUGCGGCGCUCUGCUCGGCCUCGUUGGCCAUCGCUUUGCUGUUUAUUCAUGCGAGAGCCGAUCCGACAUUGGGUAGUGUCCAGCCAGCUUUGAUCGUGUUGCCUUGGGGAAUACCGCUGUGCCUGACGACGAUUUUGAUCUCACUUUAUCGUCCUCCUCUGUCACCGGAUUCAAAUCCGCCGGAACCGUUCGGAAUGGUCUCGAAUGGAUUAUCCAUAUCAGUCUUCCUGUUCUCGUUGAUAGUCACAGUCGUCUGCUUGGUGCUGGCCGAACGAAACCGACGUCAAAACGCUCGCUACUCUUCGAUAACCGAAGACGACCUUCCAGCCAGCAUCUCCAGCGCCGUCAUGUCCAACUCGAGUCGAGAUAAACUGCUAAACAACAAAUACGACAACAUGUUCGAUGAGCAAGCAAACGGUGACGUCGCUGGCCGAGAACUGAACGGAUAUUACAGAUCGGAUUCGGUAACCGCCGGAUACGGUGAAGAUGACGAUUUGCAACUCGUACGUCAUUUCGUCUUUUUAAUGAUCAUUGUGUGCUCGUUCAUUGUGAGUUUGGCGCUGAAAUUAUGGAGACUAGUCAGUGAUUCACCGGCGGGAUUGUACGUUGAAAUGCAAUUCAUCGAGAUAACUUUCAGAAGAGGUCAAGCGCUAUUUGGCUUCUGUAUAUUUGCUUUAGAUUACAGAGGUGUUAUCAAACCGAUGAUUAAAUGGGCUGUUAAAACAUGGUACGGAGGUGAACCGAUCACAUUACCUAAAUGGGACACGUUACCAUUCGAGACUCGUCUACUCUGCGACCAGUUCGUUUCGCAGCAUUUACAAAAAUGUAAAAUCGAUAUCGAGAAAACCAAAUGGUCUUCCUUGUUAUACGGUAUCUGCUUCAGUGGCUCAUCGCUGGUCGAUUGGCUGGUCCAUAAUGGCGUUUGUAAAGAUAGCGAAGAAGCAGGUGUCUACGCCAGUAAACUGUUAAGCGGUCGAGUCAUCAGACAUAUCUACAAUACCGAGUAUUUCUACAACAGUCCUUCGAUGUUGUAUACCUUUAUUGUAGGCAGUUAAAUUCUCUGAUCGUCGUGUUAUGUAUUUGUAGAUCGUGAUGUUUUUAUAUAUUACUAGCUGUGUUGUUGAAACAAUUUACCUUUUUUUUUCUCUUUUUUUUUCGAUUAAGUUAUCGUACGAUAAUUAUUAUUAUUUUAACUGGUGUAAACUUUCUUGUUUUUUUUAUUUUGUUUGAUCGUUUCCCUUUUCCUCCUUUUGCCCCCCUUGAGAAUUAUUUUACGUAUUUAUAAUGCUUUGGGCUUUUUAAUCGAGCCUUGGGCAGCUUUUUUUUUUUUGUAUGUAAUUACGCGUAGGUUGUAACGGUACUGAAGACCGGAAGACUGAGGCUGAUGCUGAUUCAACGAUCAACGAUCGGAUGUUGUGGAAGAAGACGUCUCGUACCUUGGUGUUAUCAGUACGUGAUGAUUGAUUGUACUAUAGCACAAGGUUUAGUACGAGACAUCGUUUAAUUUUCACUCCCAAGCUCUGGGGAUAAGUUGUUUAAAAAAAUGCCAAUGUAACGCGACGCACAACAAUGUAACAAAAAUUAUCGAGCAACAUUCCUUACUAUUAUGUGUAUCUGUAUUUUAUUACGUGGACGGUUUUUUUUUUUUUUUUUGGAAUGGGUGCUUGUGAGGUUUGGAGUUUUGUGUUGGUUUUCUUACGCUCGAAGUGUAAAAAUUACUCUCGACAAUACGAUUUUAAUUGUAAUUCGGAUUCUAAAACCUCACAAGUACGUUUAAAGCACUCUUGUAAUGUGCCUAUAAUACUUUUUUAUGUCCUUAGAUCCUAUAUAUAGUUACCUUUACCUAACUACUACCUUUAGGUACUUAUUACGGUGAUGAAAAUUGGUCUGCAAUGUGUUUAAUAUUUUUUUUUCGAUUUAACGAGUCGAGAUUGUUUAAUGAUCCGUGUUUAUUCCAUAAAAAUUAGCGUAAGUUAUGCCUGAUUUCGACUUGUUUUUUUUUUUUUUUUUUUAAAUAAUUCUAUUAAUUGGAGUCAUUACUCCGGUGAUUUAAAAAAAAAAAAAACAUCAAUAUGUGACCAUUUUUGAAAAUAGUUUCAAAAUAAAUGAUCCUGGUGAUCAAAAUAGGAAGAAAAAUUGCCAAUAUUUAGAACCAUAUUUUACGAACUUGAAACCUGUGACAAAUGAUGCGAAUAAAAAUCAAGCUGCAAACAUUCGAUCGACGACCAAAUACACGCUAGGCGAGUUUUUAUUAUAAUCCUCAUUAUUAAUUAUUAUUAUUUUUUUAAAAAAAGUUUAUUAUUAUAAGACCUUGUUUUCGUUUGAAUGCGCUUUUUAAAGAACUUUUUUUUUUAUGUUGUACGUCUUUCAUAACAUAAUAUACUUCAUUGCAUUGAAAUACAUAAAUGAUUAUUGUA